UGACCCAUCAUCUCGCCAAAAGCAACCACCAACCGCCUGGCUGCCUGUCCCCUUCGCUCCCAUCUCUCUCCCUUUGGGGACUCGCUCCUGACAGAGACCUGCCAUCAUGGAUCUCUUCCGGCGCGCCUACAAGCGCGUUCCGGGGUCGGGCUCGGCGCUGCCCACCGCUGACGAGAAGCGCCGGUCGACUGCCUCCAAGGCCACCCAGAGCCGCCUCGCUUUCCUCCGCCGGCCGUUGCGACUGCGCGGCAACUCCAACGUCACCGUCCCUCUCGGCGUUGUCGUCCUCUUCCCAUGCCUAAUCGUAAUCAUCAUACUCCUCCUCUUCGUCCGGCACCCAGACUCGCCUGGCCGGAUCUUGAUGCCCGCUGGCGCCCCUCCCGCCAUCCGGAAAAUCAGCGAGAAGCACGACAAAGUGUUCGUGACCGGCUGCCUCGAGCCCGAUACGAGCAAGCCCCGUGCCAAUGCGGCGUUUGUCGUCCUGGCUCGCAACAAGGAGCUCGAUGGUGUGAUCCAGUCUGUCAAGUCGAUCGAGCGCCACUUCAACCGGUGGUACCACUACCCUUACGUCUUCCUCAACGACGGCGAGUUCAACCAGACAUUCAAGGACGUCAUCAGGAACUACACUUCCGCACCGGUCGAGUUUGGCAAGGUCGAGCCCGGCACGUGGGGCUUCCCCGACUGGAUCGAUCCCAAGGUCGCCAAGGAGGGCAUCGCGAAGCAGGGUGACGCUGCCGUCAUGUACGGUGGUCUCGAGUCCUACCACGCAAUGUGCCGCUUCUACUCUGGGUUCUUCUACAAGCACCCUCUCCUCGCCAAGUACGAGUGGUACUGGCGCUUGGAGCCCGAGAUCAAGUACUUCUGCGACAUCACCUACGAUCCCUUCCUCGCCAUGAUUGACAACAACAAGACGUAUGGAUUCACCAUUGCCGUCAAGGAACUUCGGGAGACUGUGCCCAACAUCUUCCGUUAUGCCUCGGCCUACAAGCGUCUCAACAACAUCACCUCGCAGGGUCUCUGGGAGAUGUUUGUCGAGCCUCGUGACAAGCCCGCGAAGCCCGAGGACGACCCCAACUACAUCCCUCCGCUCCCCGAGGAGAUCAUGCGCGACCCUGGUGCCCUGCCCGAGAUUGAUCCCGAGGCCAUGGAGGGCGAGUCAUACAACAUGUGCCACUACUGGUCCAACUUUGAGAUUGCCCGCCUCAGCUGGUUCCGCAGCAAAGAGUACGAGGACUUUUUCGAGAUGAUGGAUCGCAGCGGUGGCUUCUGGAUGGAACGCUGGGGUGAUGCUCCGAUCCACUCUCUCGCUGCCGGUAUCCUCCUUGGUCCCAAGGACAUCCAUUACUUCCGCGACUUUGGCUACCGACACACCACGAUCCAGCACUGCCCCGCCAACGCUCCGUCCCGCCAGCUGCCUCGCGAGCCAUUCUUGGAGAUGACGACACUCAACGAGAAGGAGCGGAUCGAAGAGGAUGAGUACUGGGAGAACUACGAUUCCCCCAAGGAGAACGGUGUCGGCUGCCGCUGUCGCUGCGACACCGAUAUUGUCGAUGUCGAGGGCAAGGAAGGUUCGUGUCUCGCCGAGUGGGUCGACGUCGCUGGCGGCUGGGCCUCGCCUUAAGAAGCAGACAAAUCAGCCUCGCGUGGCAGCCAGCGAAGUUGGUUGAAGCGCAGGGGAGACGCCAGAUCGAGUAGCCGGCAUUCUCGACAAAUUGUUUGGAAUAUAGAUCAUGAAAGUGUAAAGGAAAAGAGCAUCGACAAUGCAUACCGGUCGUCCAGAAGGCAAGUAUGUCUGGGGAUCAGGAGUUUUUGGAGCACA
Molecule: messenger RNA, 1819 nt
Organism: Microdochium trichocladiopsis
Lineage: Eukaryota; Fungi; Ascomycota; Sordariomycetes; Xylariales; Microdochiaceae
Product: glycosyltransferase family 15 protein
Exons: 4
Coding region: 107-1621 (504 amino acids)
Biological process (GO): protein N-linked glycosylation; cell wall mannoprotein biosynthetic process
Cellular component (GO): Golgi apparatus; membrane
Molecular function (GO): alpha-1,2-mannosyltransferase activity
Source: RefSeq, a predicted model, not a curated record